AUGGAGGCCGAGAUAGUCACUGGACGCUCGGGGCCCAGGGACGGCCUCUUCGGUGCUGCCCUGCUGAGCGAUCCGGCCGGCAACGCAGAGGACGAGCAGAACGAAGAGACGUGUCAGGUGUUGAUCCCGCCAAACAUGACCAUGGGCGCCGAUGACGAGGAGGUCUGCGGCGUCUGCCUCGAGCCGCCGUCGGCCGGCUGCUUUGUAGAGCUGUGGUGUUGCGGCAACAUCCUGUGCGUGGCGGAUGCGCAGCAGCUGGGCAAGUGUCCCUUCUGCCGCGAGGAGCCACUGGUGUGGAACAUCACGAAGUGA
This is a messenger RNA of Leishmania mexicana MHOM/GT/2001/U1103, 312 nucleotides long. RefSeq lists its product as hypothetical. NCBI's taxonomy places the organism in Eukaryota, Euglenozoa, Kinetoplastea, Trypanosomatida, Trypanosomatidae. Bases 1 to 312 code for a protein of 103 amino acids. The transcript has a single exon. The record is from RefSeq and is a predicted model, not a curated record.